This is a messenger RNA of Myotis lucifugus (little brown bat), 1891 nucleotides long. It is a transcript of the gene DBP, whose product is annotated as D-box binding PAR bZIP transcription factor. Gene Ontology annotation, biological process: regulation of transcription by RNA polymerase II. Gene Ontology annotation, molecular function: DNA-binding transcription factor activity, RNA polymerase II-specific; RNA polymerase II cis-regulatory region sequence-specific DNA binding. The record is from RefSeq and is a predicted model, not a curated record. Lineage: Eukaryota; Metazoa; Chordata; Mammalia; Chiroptera; Vespertilionidae. Gene Ontology annotation, cellular component: nucleus.
AUGAAACGCGAUUGGCCCGCGCUUUCAGCCCGAGGGAGGCACGCGGCUGGGGUGCAUGGCCCCAGAGACGGGCGGGGCUGGGCGGGCGCGGGCGGGGGCCGAGAGGAGGGGUGCUCGCUGUGGCGUCGGGUGUUUUGGUUUGGCUUUUUUUUUUUUUUUUUUUCCGCGAAAGAAGUUUGCUUUGGCCACGCCUCAAGGCUGCCGCCUCCUCCUGCCCCCUCCCCCGCCCCUCUGUGCUCACCUCUUGGUGCAGAUUGCAAAGCGCCUUCCGUUGAGAGAGCUGCAGAUUUUGCAAGAGCCAGGCUCGCCCACCUUGUGGAAGGAGCGCCUUGAGUCCCCUUCAGCCCUCCGUUGCAAAGAGCUGGCCGUCGGAUUUGAUCCUCCCCUCACCCAGACUGCAUGGUCUCCCGGGACCCUCUAGAGUUGCACGUUUCUGCAGCGAGGACUGCAAAUCCCCGUCGCUCCUAGGAUUUGCACUGUUCUGGAUACUGGAAUCUUGCAAGCUACGCUCGCCCGCCCCUGGGCAAGACACUCGCCCGAACCACAGGACUGUACCGCUGACGGCAGGCCAGCUCUUCGCCUCUCCAUGAGCCCGUAAGCCUGCGGGCAGGUGCCCGGCGAUGGCGCGGCCCGUGAGCGACAGGACCCCGGCCCCCCUGCUGCUGGGCGGCCCGGCCGGGGCCCCCCCGGGCGGGGGAGCGCUGCUUGGGCUGCGGAGCCUUCUGCAAGGGACCAGCAAGCCCAAAGAACCAGCCAGCUUUCGGGGUCCCCCCAUUGGAAAGGGCCUAGGGCCCCGGGUCCUGCACUCCAGAGGGGAGAAGGCCGAGGAACUUCAUUCCAGGUCUCCCAUGGAGGCGAGGGCCGAGCUUCCCAUAUUCCUGGAAAAGGGGGGGCGGGAUUGCAGAAUCGUGUGCGCCCCAGUGGCGAGGGGAUUAGGGCGCAGGGGAGAAGGUCGAGGGGGCCGGUUUUCCCGUGUUCCCCAGAGAGCAGGGGGGACUGGAUCCUUGGAGGUUGAGAAAACCCGAAGGAGCGAGAGGAAAGGGGUGCUCCCUCUGGCAGCUUGGGGUCUCCUGGGUCGGGCAGCCGGUCGGUCGGGGAAUCCUGGACACACCUGCCACGGGUCCAACCUCCCGGCAGAGCCAGGGCCCGCCCCCUGCCAGCCGCACACUCCCGCGCCACGCCUGACCUCUCGGGACACACCCAGCCCUGUGGACCCAGAUACCGUGGAGGUGCUGAUGACCUUUGAACCUGACCCUGCUGACUUAGCCCUGUCAAGCAUUCCCGGCCACGAGACCUUUGACCCUCGGAGACAUCGAUUCUCAGAGGAGGAACUUAAGCCCCAGCCCAUCAUGAAGAAGGCGAGGAAGAUCCAGGUGCCAGAGGAGCAGAAGGACGAGAAGUACUGGAGUCGGCGGUACAAGAAUAACGAGGCAGCCAAGCGGUCCCGCGACGCCCGGCGGCUUAAGGAGAACCAGAUAUCGGUGCGGGCGGCCUUCCUGGAGAAGGAGAACGCCCUGCUGAGGCAGGAGGUGGUGGCCGUGCGCCAGGAGCUGUCCCACUACCGCGCCGUGCUGUCCCGCUACCAGGCCCAGCACGGAGCCCUCUGAGGCCGCGCCCCACCCCGACCCGGCGGAGCUCUCCGCCGCCUCACUCAGACUUGCGCCCUGACACCCCCUCUCCUCCCCAUCCUGUGGUCCACGGGCCGGCCAGCUGGGUGCCCCAGGGACGUGAUGAUGCAGAUAAAUACAUUUAUAUUUUUAAGAAAAAGCGAGCCUCCCCCCCUCCCUCGCGGGGGCGGGGAGGGUCCUCUGUGUGUGCCUCCGGCACGUCGGGGACCCCACCCUCCCACCGCCUCCGUUAACACUAUCCUGAAUAAAUCUUGAUAACCCCA